This is a messenger RNA of Hemibagrus wyckioides, 4827 nucleotides long. RefSeq names its product C-type lectin galactose-binding isoform-like. The coding region runs from base 3497 to 4174 and encodes 225 amino acids. Lineage: Eukaryota; Metazoa; Chordata; Actinopteri; Siluriformes; Bagridae. The transcript has 7 exons. The record is from RefSeq and is a predicted model, not a curated record.
UCUGAGUUUCCAGUGUGACCACUUCUUCUUUCCAGACCUGGCAGAUCCAUACAGACGCUCUACCCCUGGUUGGAGUCUCGUUGCUUAGUGGUGCUCACUGCUGCUGGGUAUAGAUCUGCCUGGACAGACCAAGACCCAGGGGACUGUCAUAAAUAGAACCACUUAGAGACAAUUGUGGUGUCUAUGAACUGAAAAUACGCUGACCUAUUACUUCUUCAGGAGCUCUUGGUACAAUCUGAACAAUGGAACAAUUUCUCAUGACCAUAACCUGUUGUAGAGUUGCAGAUUCUCAGGCCUGUCCUGAAGAGGCCAUAUCCAUGGUUACAGAUCAGCAUGAUCUUAAUUUAAAUUACACACCAAAGAGAAGUUGAAGGUAUGUUUCAUAUUCUACUGAAUACUUCAGUUAUUUCCUACCAACUGAUGAAAAAAGUUUUGCUGAGCUUAACAUGUGGGAUUAAAAUAUUUGAAGGUAAAUGCAAGGUAUUAAUGAAAAAUCAUAUUCAAUAACAAAUAAACAAUUACUAAUGGAUUGUCAGUUGAUUUAUGACAGUUACUCAUGAAAAAUCUUCAUACUUAAAUACCAAAAACUACUUAAAUUUUGUCAAUAUUCAGUGGAAUUUUAUUGCAGAGUUUAAGCCUGACAUAAGAAAAAUCUUUUCCACUGACUGACUUGAGAGUCUUAAAUAGUCUUAUUAGCAGAUGUGAAUAUCUGACCACUUGAUGCAGGACACAGCAGAGAGUUAACCUGCACUUUCUUAUUCACCAAUGCUUUUCCAGUGAUUAUUGAAUAAAAAGGUCAUUAUCAAUUAAGCAUAUAUGUGUUUUUUGUAUUCCACGAAAAAAAUGUUAAAAUCCUUUUCAUAAUGUGACUAUUUCGAAAACCUUUACCCAGUUCUGAAAAUUUGUAUUAUUUGGAAAAUGUACAUAUAAAUCAAAUACUGUUAUUUCAUUCUGAACUGGAAUAAUGUUAAAUAUGCUAUGUGCUGUGCAUUGUGCAGGUAAGGCAUUCUAUUUUAUUUAUUCACACUAAAAUCAUUACUUCUUGUAUAAAACUUUUUCACUUUCCAAAUCUUGUAGCCUGUUCUCCAUUUUGACCACAGUCUGUGUUUUGCUCUGUUUUUGCCUUGUGUGACCAUGAUUCUGACUUGAUUCAGCAUGAUUCUGGCCUAUAUAUUAGCUGAAGAUUUUUGACCUAUCUUUGCCUUUUUUGGAUAUACAGUAUCUACCUUUGGAUUUGUUUUGUAUAUAAUGAAAGCUCUCCUGCACAUGUGUAUGUACAGCUUUCUCUGUUCUUCUGACAAUUUAAAUUAAACUAAAACUAAACUCUUAAAAUGAACUUAGAACAACACUGCUUGAGGAAAGAUAUACAUUUAAUAAUUACAUUUUUUCUACAACGCCCCUGAAUUGAUUUAUGUUAAAUUUGAUCAUGUGUAGUGAUAAUCUAGCCAUGGGGGUCACAGUCCAGUGACUUUUGUGCCGAUCCUAAGGCCGGAUAAAUAGAGAGGGUUGUGUCAGGAAGGGCAUCCGGUGUAAAACAUUGCCAAACUUAAUCAUGCGAAUUGUCAGUGCUCUGAAUUUCAUACCGGACUGGUCGAGGCCCGGGUUAACAACAACCGCCAUCGGCGCCGUUGACCUACAGGGCACCAGUGGAAAUUGGGCUAUUGUUGGUUGAAGAAGUAGAGGAGGGAGAAGAGUGCGUAGACAGACAGAGAAGAGGAAAGGUAAGGACUGAGAACAGGAACUCUGAAUGUUGGUACUAUGACAGGGAAAGGUAGAGAGCUGGCUGAUAUGAUGGAGAGAAGGAAGGUGGAUAUACUGUGUGUACAGGAGACCAGGUGGAAGGGUAGCAAGGCUCGUAGUAUAGGAGCAGGAUUCAAGCUGUUUUAUUAUGGUGUGGAUAGUAAGAGAAAUGGGGUAGGAGUGGUCCUGAAGGAGGAGUUUGUGAGUAGUGUUCUGGAGGUGAAGAGAGUGUCAGAUAGGGUGAUGAGUCUGAAGUUGGAGAUUGAAGGGGUGAUGUUGAAUGUUGUUAGUAGUUAUGACCCACAGGUAGGUUGUGAGUUAGAGGAGAAAGAGAGAUUCUGGAGUUAAUUAGAUGAGGUGGUAGAGAGUAUUCCUUUGGUUCCCACUCUCUUCCCAUGAGAGAGUGGUGAUAGGAACAGAUUUUAAUGGACAUGUUGGUGAGCGGAACACAGGUGAUGAGGACAGUGGUGAGGUGUGCUGUAGCUCAGACAGAGGAAGUGUUCAAAGUGGAGGUGGGACUGCAUCAGAGAUCGGCUCUGAGCCCCUUCCUGUUUGCUGUGGUGAUGGACCAGUUGUCAGAGGAGGUCAGACAGGAGUCUCCUUGGACAAUGAUGUUUGCAGAUGACAUUGUGAUCUGUAGUGAGAGCAGGGAGCAGGUGGAGGAAAAUUUGGAGAGGUGGAGGUUUGCGCUGGAGAGAAGAGGAAUGAAAGUCAGUCGUAGUAAGGCUGAGUACAUGUGUGUGAAUGACAGGGAGGGAACAGUAAGAUUACAGGGUGAAGAGGUGAAGAAGGUACAGGAGUUUAAGUACUUGGGGUCAACAGUCCAGAGAAAUGGAGAGUGUGGGAAAGAGGUAAAGAAGCGAGUGCAGGCAGGUUGGAAUGGGUGGAGAAAGGUGUCUUGAUUUCUGUGAUAGAAAAAUUCCAGCGAGAAUCAAGGGGAAGGUGUAGAAGACAGUGGUGAGACCGGCCAUGCUGUAUGGUUUAGAGACAGUAUCACUGAGACAGAGACAGGAGUCAGAGCUGGAGGUAGCAGAGCUGAAGAUGUUGAGGUUCUCUUUGGGAGUGACGAGGUUGGACAGGAAUAAGAACGAGUACAUCAGAGGGACAGCUCAUGUUGGACGUUUGGGGAACAAAGUUAGAGAGGCCAGGUUAAGAUGGUUUGGACAUGUUCAGAGGAGGGAGAGUGACUAUAUUGGUAGGAGAAUUUUGGACAUGGAGCUGUCAGGCAGGAGGCAAAGAGGAAGGCCAAGAGGAGGUAUAUGGAUGUAAUAAAUGAGGAUAUGAAGCUAGUGGGUGUAAGUGUUGAGGACGCAGAAGAUAGGGAUAGGUGGAGAGAGACGAUUUGCUGUGGCCACCCCUGAAGGGAAAAGCUGAAAGAAGAAGAAGAUCAUGUGUAGUGAUGUAGUACUUUUUUUUUUUUACUGGUGAUGAGAAUUGCUGAGGGGUUUUAAUCACAUUUUUCAUUUUUCAUAGUGAGUUUAUCUACAAUACAUCAUUAAUGAAGCAAGGUCUUUCCAUACUCCUGUUUUUCACAGGAUUCCCUCUCAUCCUGUCUGUCCCUCGUAAGUACUAUCUGAUCCAGGAGGGGAAAACCUGGAGUGAUGCUCAAGCUUACUGCAGAGCCACACACACUGACAUGGCUAUCAUCCAAAGUAAUGAUGACAUGAUCCGACUUCAGAAUGAAGCACAGAGACAAUGAUUCAGUUUGAACGCUUGGAUUGGACUCUACAAUGACAUCAACAGCUGGCGCUGGUCCAUGGGAAAUGAGCCACUGGGAAUUACGAAAUGGGCACCAGUUGAACCCAACAACUCAGGUGGACAUGAGGAGUGUGGUGUGAUUUCUCCCACAGGUUGGCAGGAUUGGUUCUGUUCUGCACUAUUCCCUUCUGUCUGUUGUAAUGAAAAUAAAACUGGAAAUCAGAGGUACAUUUAUAUUCCUAAUACUAUGACUUGGCAUGAUGCUCAGGUUUACUGUAGACAGCAUCACACAGACUUGGCCAGCUCCAGAGAUGCAACUGAAGACUCAGUUAUAAGGGGACUGCUCUCUGGCAACACUUGGUUUGGUAUGUUCAGAGACUCCUGGAAAUGGAUAGACCAAACCAAUUUCUCUACCCUCAGCUGGACGGCUGGAAAACCUGAUAAUGCCCUGAAGAAUGAAAACAGUGGUUAUAUAAAUAACAUUCAGGUUGCUGAUGCACUGUGCUCAGACAUAAUGCCUUUCUUCUGUUACUCAGUAAUCACGGGAAAACAACAAAUAGUUAGAGUGAAGGUCCUAUCCAAUGAGGAUGUGAAUAAUCCUGCAGUGAUGGUGGCCAUCUUGGAUCAGAAACUGAAGGAUCAUUUGAGGACAGAGAACAUCACAGUAAAAUGGCGCAAACAACCAGAUGGAGUUGUGUUUCACAAGGUGAAAAAAGAAAAUAAUACUACAGUGUAAAAUAAAAAGUUUGACCUCUAAAUCUAUGCUCCUUUUAAGUUAUUUUUAGGUUAUUUUUAGAUGCAUGCUAAUUUUAGAAUAAUUGUUUAGCUGUUAUAUUUAUAUUAGCAUAUUAAAUAAAUGAUGUUAAAUCUCUUUCUAUAACAUAUAGUCGAUAAGGAACGUAUAUUAAUACCUGGUUUUAGAUUCUUCUAUAAUAAAACAAAAAGGUGAAAGGAACCCAUAACACAUCUGGUUUAUCUUUGACUUUCUCAUGAUCACAUCUUGUGUAAUGGAUGUGAUCUUUAAGGUGGAAACUGAGAUUCAACACUAGUUGAUAUUAAAUACUGACAAAAAGGCUGGAAGUCUUUGAAAAACAUCUUGGCUGUGUGUCUUUUCAAAUCAUUUAUUAUUUUGUCAUUAUUUCAUUCAAAGAGUUGUAUGAUACUCUGGCACUGUACUUAUUCAUCUAUUAAUUUAGCUAUUUAUCACUUUAUUUAUUCAUAAAAUAUAUAUUUACUACAUUAAUUCUGCAAUGUUUCUGUAUCCUUGUAAUACAGCAUACCGCCAUUCAUCUGACUGCCAUAGGGACCAGUCACCUGAGUAUUGAUUCACUUCAACUCAGUUGAUUUGUGUAGUUUAGCAGAUUCAGGAAUGAAUAGCAUAUGCUAAUA